Molecule: messenger RNA, 1451 nt
Organism: Uranotaenia lowii
Lineage: Eukaryota; Metazoa; Arthropoda; Insecta; Diptera; Culicidae
Product: testis-specific serine/threonine-protein kinase 3-like
Exons: 4
Coding region: 178-1314 (378 amino acids)
Biological process (GO): intracellular signal transduction; microtubule cytoskeleton organization; protein phosphorylation
Cellular component (GO): cytoplasm
Molecular function (GO): protein serine/threonine kinase activity; tau-protein kinase activity; ATP binding
Source: RefSeq, a predicted model, not a curated record
UCUCAGCAGGCCGGCGAUUGUUUAUGCCAAACUUUUUCCUCACUUUUCGGCGUACCAUGGAUCUAAAUUUUCAGUGAAUUAUUCUAAAAUUUAAAGUUUUUACCCCUUUUGAAAAUCGUAAACCAAAUUUAAAGUGAUAGCGAUAGUUAGAGAAACCGGAACAUCGGUGAUCGAACAAUGGAAGCGGCGUCCAAAAUCGACAACGUCCAGCAACAGUUGGAUACGGUGCUACAGGAAAAGGCCUCGGUAGAGCCAGCUCAGCCGAAGCGCAACGAGACGGUGCUGGAAAACAAUGGUUAUCAGGUGCAGGGCACGAUAGGGACCGGUGCCUUCUCGAGUGUCAAGAAAGCUUUCUCAAAAACGUUGAACCAGAAUGUAGCCAUUAAAAUAAUUUCCAAACAAAAAGCCACAAAAGAUGUGCUGAACAAAUUCAUCCCGAGGGAGAUCCAGCUGGUGCGUGGCCUAAAACACGUGAAUUUGAUACGCUUCUACGAGUGUAUCGAAACUACCAUGCGAUUCUACAUUAUAAUGCAAUUCGCUGAAAACGGCUCACUGCUGCAGCUAAUCCGUAGAGAAAAAUACAUAUCCGAAGAACGGGCCAAAUUUUUCUUCCGGCAGUUGAUCAAUGCCGUCGAGUACAUCCACGGCAUGGGUGUUGUUCAUCGAGACAUCAAGUGUGAAAAUAUAGUUUUCGAUGGAAAUUUCACACUGAAGCUGAUCGACUUUGGAUUCGCCCGAGGGAACAUGCAUCCGGUGUUUGCCGGAGGCAAAAUCAAACCAGUUCUGUCAAAAACCUUCUGUGGCAGCUAUGCUUACGCUAGUCCUGAGAUUUUGAAGUCAAUCCCUUAUCAGCCCCAGUUGUCUGAUAUUUGGGCCACCGGAGUCGUGCUUUAUACCAUGGGCGUUGGACGACUGCCCUUCAGCAAUGAAACCAACGUUAAGCUUUUAAUUAAGCAAAUUAUGGCAGGACCCAAGUUUCCAAAAGAUCGACCGGUGAGCGACGAGUACAAAGAAAUUAUCACCAAAAUUCUUCGACCAGCUUGCACCAGGAUAUCGAUUGAAGAAAUGCGCCGUUUGCGGUGGCUGGCCGAACCAGAUUCAGGAUAUGACGAUUCGGGAAACGAGAAAAGAUUUGAGAAAAGGCUUAAACUGGAUCAGCCAUCCGAUUGCAGUAAUGCAUCCAGUGCAAUGGCCGUCCAAUCUUCGUGUAGUCCUCCGCAAGUAGUUGGAGCCGAAAAACCCCACGGCAGCCAACUUCAGUGUACACCACCGUUAGGUGUACAGACCAGAAAAAGAGGUUCCCCUACCAACUAAGGACUAAUGACGACUACUACAGAUUGAAAUUUAGUUGAAGAGCUGUUUCCCGACAUGUAAUACGUUGGAAAUACAUUGUUUUUAUUACUUUUUUUCUUGUUCUGAAAAAGAAAAUGUUUUAUUUGACACAAAAUACA